Dryobates pubescens (Downy woodpecker) is the source of this 3909-nucleotide messenger RNA. It is a transcript of the gene DACT1, whose product is annotated as dishevelled binding antagonist of beta catenin 1. Gene Ontology annotation, cellular component: cytoplasm. Gene Ontology annotation, biological process: regulation of Wnt signaling pathway, planar cell polarity pathway; negative regulation of canonical Wnt signaling pathway; negative regulation of JNK cascade. The record is from RefSeq and is a predicted model, not a curated record. The transcript has 4 exons. NCBI's taxonomy places the organism in Eukaryota, Metazoa, Chordata, Aves, Piciformes, Picidae. The coding region runs from base 58 to 2562 and encodes 834 amino acids.
CGCCUCUUGGCCCCCCGCGGGCAGGGCUUGUCAGCGGCGGCUGCCCCCUCCCCGGCGAUGAAGGCGAGCCCCGCUGCAGCCGCCGCUGCCACGGCCACGGCGACGGGGCCGGGGCCAGGGCCGGCGGGGGGACCGCGGGAGCCUGAUGCGCGCUGGAGGGAGAAGGGCGAAGCGGAGGCAGAGCGGCAGCGCACUCGCGAGCGGCUGGAGGCCACGCUCGCUGGGCUGGGCGAGCUGGAGUACCUGAGGCAGCGGCAGGAGCUGCUGGUGAAGAGUCUCCUGCUGCAGCGGCCGGCGGGCAUCGGGCCUGGGGCGCAGGCUGGCCGCGGGGAGCCGCCGGGCGAGGGGCCGCCGCCGCGCAGCCUGGAGGAGAAGUUCCUAGAGGAGAACAUUCUCCUUCUGCGGAGGCAGCUGAACUGCUUGAGAAGGAGGGAUGCCGGCCUACUAAAUCAGUUGCAAGAGCUAGAUAAGCAAAUAAGUGAUCUCCGCCUGGACGUGGAGAAAACGACAGAUGAACACCUUGAGACAGACAGCCGUCCAAGUUCAGGGUUUUAUGAGCUGAGUGAUGGAGCUUCUGGAUCGCUCUCCAAUUCAUCUAACUCUGUCUUCAGUGAGUGUUUAUCCAGUUGCCAUUCUAGCACUUGCUUUUGCAGCCCUUUGGAGGCAACACUGAAUAUCUCAGAUGGACGCCCUAAAUCUGCAGAUCUCAUAGGCUGGAUGGACUAUAAUAAGGAAGGCCAGCAUGAGGACCAGACCACAGGCUCUGUCUGUCGCUCUUUGUCCACACCGCACUCAAAUUCCCUCGAUGUCGUUGCAGAUGUACACCCAAAGUACCAGUGUGAUCUGGUGUCUAAAAAUGGGAAUGACGUCUACCGGUACCCCAGCCCACUCCACGCGGUCGCUGUGCAGAGUCCCAUGUUUCUUCUCCCCGUGACUGAAAACCCCCAGCGAGAAGAAGAAAGGCUUGGUUGUGAUAUUAGUGAUGUUUGUGCUGGAUCUGAAACGGACUCAGGAAAAUCCACCACCACCUUUCUCCCACAAAGCUCCUGGCAGGCACCAUGCCCUUCCACUAGCAAGAGGAUAGAUGGAUACAUCUUAAGCCUGGUUCAGAAAAAGACUCAUGCGGUAAGGACUAACAAACCGAGGACAAGUCUCAAUGCCGAUCCCACCAAAGGGAUCUUGAGGCAUGGAAGUAUGUGUGUCAGGCAGCCUGCAGGGGUGGUAGCUCAUGGUAACAUUGUGAACCUGAAAAGCUCCAAGCAAGUGUGCCUGCCUUCUGGUGGGACAGCUGCUGUGGACCACACAACACCCUCCCCGUUAAAGCAGAGGCCAAGGGAGCCAGCUGGUGAGCAGCUGGAUAGUAGGAAGGCAUCUUUGCCAGUGGCUUUCCCACCUGGUGCAACCAGCGAACUUCAGAGCAAGCACCUGCCCCGGAGCGUCAAACCGGCACCUCCAGAGCUCAACCGCAAUGCAGUGGCCACAGCAGGAGAUGUUCCCAAGGAGAACGGGCAGAUCUUUGCCACGUCUCCCAAAGACAGCCCAGGGAAGCCUGUGCUGUUGCAGCCAGAAAACAGGGUCAGUCACGCUCCCAAAAAAGUCCUGCUGAAGAGCAGUUCGCAGGCAGCUCGCUCCUCAUCACCUGCUGUUGAAGAGAGGCCCACACUGGAUUUGAAAAGUGAGGGCUCUUCUUCCCAGAGCCUGGAUGAUGGGUUGCUGGUGAAUGCCCAGUACAUACCAGCUCAGCAGCAAAGCGUGAAGCUUCACAAAGGCACCCGAAAUGUCAAGAUUUUGAAAAGCUCCAUGCUGAAGCACAGGCCCCACCUUGCCAAUGGGUUGGAGAACAGUUCGCAGACCUUACGGGAGAAAGCCAAGCCCGUUGGCAAGAAGUGCCGCUUUCCAGAUGAGUUGGAUACAAAUAAGAAACUGAAAAAACCCUCCUCGCGGGGUAAGAGAGGCAGUGGUUUGCAGCCUGAGGCCGGCCUCCAGAGUCGGCAGGCUGGACUGCACAAGUCCACCAUCCGAUCCCACGGGCAUGGCCGGGAGGUUGUGGUGGCCAAGCCUAAACACAAGCGAGCCGAUUACCGCCGGUGGAAGUCAUCGGCAGAGAUUUCCUACGAGGAGGCCCUGCGGCGGGCAAGGAGGAACCGUCGGGAAGGUGUAGGGGUCUACUCACAAGUUCCCCUGCCUUACGUCAGCCCGUAUGCCUACGUGGCCAGCGACUCCGAGUACUCAGCAGAGUGCGAGUCCUUGUUCCACUCCACUGUGGUGGACACAAGUGAGGAUGAACAGAGCAACUACACGACAAACUGCUUUGGAGACAGCGAGUCGAGCCUGAGUGAGGUGGAGUUUGUAGGGGAGAGCACGACCACCAGUGACUCUGAUGAGAGCGGAGGCCUUAUUUGGUCUCAGUUUGUCCAGACACUCCCCAUCCAAACAGUUACGGCACCAGAGCUGCAUGAAAAUGCAGCGAAGGCCUUUGUCAAAAUCAAAGCCUCCCAUAACCUCAAGAAGAAAAUCCUCCGCUUUCGGUCAGGUUCCUUGAAGCUCAUGACAACUGUCUAGUUGAGGUGACUUGGCGGAAUGUAUCUGCUUCUGCUUUUGGAAGCAAGGUGCUUUUGUGUACAUAUUUCCACAGAUUUUUUUUUUUUUAUAUAUAUAUAUAUAUAUACAAAUAUUUAAAACUUAAGGUAAAUUAUGUCACUUGUCUUCAGAACUUGGGUGGAUACUAGUGCCUUUUAUGUGGAAAUAAAAGAACGUUGUACUCGUUUGACAAAGAACCAUAACACUGCCAUUUCAGUGGUGAACAGCCUCCAGUGCAUGGUGUCAGAAUGCUUUGAAAAAAAGGCUAAUAUUCCUGGGAAUGGAUCUUCCUUGCCUAGUUUUUACAGUUCUGGGUCUUACACAGGAUAUUGACAGCUUAAGGUCAUAAGUUUUUAGGGAAUAAAGGGGAGGGAGUGUGGGUGGUCUUUAUGCUUUUGCUUGUCCUCGUCCGCUACUCCUGUUAGCGCAUCUUGAACAACUUCUUCCUGGUAGUCUGGUCUGUUUUGUUGUUUUGUUUUUUUUUUUACCUUUUCUUGUUGAUUCUCUUCUUGAAACUCACCCCUGUCCUCCUCCAGCCUUCCCCCACCAGGAAAGGGCUCCCGUUCAAUCUGACUCCAGGGUUAAGUCACCUUCUCUGGAGUGCACUCUGAUCUCCUGAGAGUUCUGCUGUGGAUGGUGCUGGUGUUCACAGCAAACUGUUGGAGCAGCUGAUCAAGGCUUAGUAACUUCAGUAUAUUGUGUAAAACUGCUUCUGAAAAAGGAAAAAAGAAACAACAACCCACCCAUAUGCAUGUCAGGUGCAUGAGUAUCAGUAGUUUUAAUAUUCAUGUUGAUGUCCAAUUUACUGUACAUCAUCAAUGGCUGUUUUUAUAUAUAUAUAUAUCAUUGUGUAAAUUAAUAUAACACAUCAUAUGUUGUAAUAAACAGUCUGUUUUAAUACUUCUUUUAAAGUUCAUUAUGUUGGUGCAGACCCAGUCAAUGGUUUUAUAUUGGCAUUGUCACCACUUAGAUGCAUUUAGCCAUGCAGGAAAGAGAGCAAGUUUAAAAUGUGAUUUUAAGGAAGGAACUGGAUUGUCAUGGCUCCUCUUCUUCUUCCCAUAACUUGCAUUUUUAAGGGAAAGGUGGGAUUUGGGAGCUCGGAGGCAUCUUCAGGUUGUUGAUUGUGGGUGGCUCAUGUUGCAGAGCAGAUGGAAAUGUAAUGUUAAUCCUCCUUGCUGUGAGGGUGCUUGCAGACUUCGGUUGGUACAACACAGUUGGAGGUGGCAGGUUCCUGUAACCAAAUAGAUCUGUGCAGUGCAACAGAUGUCCCUCUGAAACGUCCGGUAAAUGAAUUCCCCAACAGGCGUGUGUUCUGGGCGCUGGGCUGGG